Molecule: messenger RNA, 1875 nt
Organism: Fundulus heteroclitus (mummichog)
Lineage: Eukaryota; Metazoa; Chordata; Actinopteri; Cyprinodontiformes; Fundulidae
Exons: 2
Coding region: 35-1747 (570 amino acids)
Molecular function (GO): zinc ion binding; nucleic acid binding
Source: RefSeq, a predicted model, not a curated record
AAUAAAAAAGUCCGGAAGCGGAAGAGUCAGUGUAAUGGGUCAAAGGCAGAGUUCUCGGGGCCCACCCUUGCCCCAGGGUGAGACGUUCGAUUUCAUGCUGAAAAAAUAUGGGCCCGAAAGCAUGUCAUGCAUAAAUGAUUGGAUUAAACAUACAGAUUUCCCACAAGGGGGGUCAUUUAAUAUGGCAAUACUAAAAAGGAUUGAAGACAAAAUAAAAGAACAAGAAAAUAAAUUAGAAACAAAGAAGACAGUCAAACAAAAAGAAAUAUUGGGAAUACGGAGACAACGGGCAUGCCUUAAAUGUUGGAAAGAUGAAGCUGAGAGACGGCAAAGAAAACAAAAUAGUAAACGGUUGGCUGGGAGACUGGAUGUGACGGGAAGCGUGUGUGGUCGUGAAGACAAUUGCUCUGUCCCCUCCGCUUCUGUCCCUAAUGUCCAGAAUGACUCUGGCGUUUCUGCAACACACACACGCGCACACACUAGAGAGAAAACACCUCCUCCAUACAAAGCUUCUGAAAAACAGGAUUUGUCUAAUAACCCUCCUUUCUCUUCUACUUCCAUGUAUCCUGAUCUGAGCGCCCUCACAAGCGUGAUGGACCACGACCUCGACUCAUACGCCUUUGGCCCAGGGCAACCACAAGCCAAACCACAACCCCAGCAUGUGAGCAGCAGCAGCCACCCGGACGACACAUCUUCUGAGGCGGGGGGAUCUGCAUCAGCAUCGGCCCCCACGCAGCGGGCAGCCUUAAAGACUGAGGCCGAUACACCAAGAGGGGCUGCUGGGGCGGGUCGCUCCUACGAACUGAGACAAGACAUCAAACCUCCUGACCGCUACACGGACAUCAGUGCCCCGAUGGUUGAAGUUAUGGGCCCGAAUGGACGAGACCUGGUUUUCAGGGCCUGGACACCACAGGACAUUGAAGAGAAUGCUAAGUCUCUUCCUGAUCCCACCCUGUGUGGUGAGAAGUUUGCCACUGCUUUCACUGACUUCUGCAGGGAACUGCGUCCAACAGGUGCUGAGAUUCGCAGAGUUCUCGCACGCAAACUAAGAGCAACUGAACUGGCAAAGAUUCAUAACAAACUGCCUGAAAUGGGACUGCGAGUUCUUAACCCAGAUUGGGAUCAUGCGGACAAUCAAGGGUUCGUGAAUGCAGUCAACGGCCUGGCCGAAGAAAUUAAGAAAACUUUCCCCACAAAAAUCAACAUGACGAGCAUCUACACCUGCAAGCAGAAGGCUGACGAGUCCACAGACGACUUCAUCGAAAGAGUGAUAGAGUGUGUCACACGUCACAGUGGACAGCCAAAACCUUCCACACUGGGGGUGGACGGUAAUAUCACAGUUUGGGAAACCCUGGUUUGUGACUCGGUCAUUAAAGGACUUCUCCCACAAGUUGCCGAGGCAUUCAAAGCAGCCUACGUGGGGUGGGCUGAGGAACCAAAACUGUCCGAAGUCCGGAAACACGCCAGACAUGCAGCCAGUCUGGUGGAUGAGCAAAAAAGAACAAAAAAGGACAAGACUGAGAAAGAACUGCAUCUGGCUGCCAUCUCCACGUAUCAAUACAUCGGCAGAGGAGGAAGAGGCCAAGGAGGGAGAGGCAGAGGAGGAAGAAACCGAGAAAGAUCCUGGCCAGAACAGAGGAACCCGGGGCAAGAGGAUGUCUGUCAUUGCUGUGGGAAAAGAGGCCAUUGGUGGAGGGACUGUCGGGUUCGUAAGGGUCGCCCUUCGCGGCGUCAGGAAGCAGAUUGACGCUGUAAGCCGGAGGGGGGCGAACCGUCACGCUUGUGGGGUCAACAGAUUGGGCGUGCCCCUCAGAGGACUCUAGGUGCACACCCUCCUCCUGGUAAGCCAUUUGACCACAUCAUGAUGGACUUCAU